This is a messenger RNA of Durio zibethinus, 2385 nucleotides long. RefSeq names its product F-box/LRR-repeat protein At3g26922-like. Lineage: Eukaryota; Viridiplantae; Streptophyta; Magnoliopsida; Malvales; Malvaceae. The record is from RefSeq and is a predicted model, not a curated record. Gene Ontology annotation, molecular function: protein binding.
UUUCACUUCCAUCCACGUUUUAGCGAUUUAAGGGCCAAGGUAAAGGGCGCAUAAAAUCCUUGCGGGAAGCCGCUCUUUAGCGGGGAGAAAUUGUAGGGAACGACGCUCUUCUGGCUGCUGCCAACCGCCAAGGCUCUCUUUAACUCGUAAGCUUUGUUCAUUGCAACCAAAGUCAGAGAAAUUGGAGGGAAAGACGAUAUCAGUUGGCGCCAAAACCCAAAUCAUUUUCUUUAUCCUAAAACCCCGAAACCAAUACUUUACUCUGCAUUGUUUUACUAUCACCCUUGAAAGCUCAGUAGCUUUUCAAGUUCCCGUCUAUUGAUCCUCUAUGGAACCAAUUGGCCCUCUGCGUAAACGCCCAAAACCAUCCAACGGUGUUGAUGCUACAGUUAACAGCAGCAGAUUCAGUGAUCUGCCAUAACAAGUAGUUCAUCGCAUAUUCUCAUUCAUGGAAACCAUAGAUGUGAUCAGAGCAAGCGCCGUGUCAACGAACUGGAGGUAUUUGUGGGCUUCGAUGCCUCACCUAAACUUUUCUUAUACAGAUUUUUGGCUAAACCCAUUACGUAAAGAAUUAUCUCUUACCAGAGUUUAUGAGAAAUUCAAGGAUCUUAUCAACUGGGUUUUAAUGGCCCACGACAAAUCUGUUAGCAUCCAAAGCUUUCGUCUCUUUUGCUUGAAUAAUGACGAUGAUCAUUCAUUAUACAGAUGGGUCAAUAUCCUGGCCCAGAAACAUGUGCGAGAGCUUUAUUUAAUUAUCACUUCUGACAGUGAGAAACCCUUUGCCUUGCCCCGUUGUCUUCUUGCUUCUGAUUCGUUAGAGGUAUUUGAGUUAGAUUUGCGGUUAUGUGUUCUUAAGAUUCCUAGCUAUGCGGGUUUUAGUGGAUUAAAGUCCCUUCGACUGGUGAACACUCAGCUGUUGGAUCAGAAUUUGUUUCAAAAUUUUAUUUCAAGUUGUCAUCUGCUUGAAAAUUUGAGUUUGGAACGGUGUGUGUUCCAUGAUUUUAAGGUUCUUGAUAUUUCUUUAAGGAAUCUAAGGAAAUUGGUUAUUGAUGGUGAUGGUUGUGACAUUCCUUUUGAUGAAGGUUUAAGUAAGUGUGAGCUCAAAAUUGCUUGUCCAAAUCUUUUGUAUUUUGAUUUGUCAGGUCCAUUUGUGCAGAGCCUCUCUUGGGACAAAUACCCUUCUUUUCUGCAAACAGCCAUCCUUUUUGCCUUCUCGUAUGAUCGUCCAGAACUAAAUGAAGAGUUUGCUAAUUUUGUGUUGAAGAUUCUCGGAGGGGUUUGCCAUGUAGAGGCUUUGAAACUACGCAUAAGCAUUUUGGAGUAUAUUUCUCCUGCAGCUGCUAAACCAGGGUGCUUCUCCACUAUCUUUUAUAAUUUGAAGUCCCUAAGAGUGUCCACUGGCAUGGAAAAAUGCUACUUACAAUCAAUAAUCUACUUGUUGAAUUGUGCUCCCAACCUACAGCUUCUUUCAAUACAUAUCGAUGAAGAAAUGUGCGAAUACGAUUAUGAAUGGAAGAUACCAGACGAGGCUAUUGCAUGUUUAACAUGUCAUCUCAAGAUGGUUAAGCUAAUUGAAGUUGACAGUACCGACUAUGAGCUUGAGAUAAUCGGUUUUUUUCUGAAGCAUGGUCAUGUGCUGGAGAAAAUGAUCAUCAUUUGGCAUAGCGGUGUCCAGCGGGAAAGUCAAAGGGCGGCUAUCCAGGAGGUAAUGAAGUUUCCUAGAUCUUCUUCAUAUGUCACCAUCACAUUCUCUGAGCUAAAGCAAUUUGGCUGUGAUGAGUUAUGAAUAAUUGUGUAAAAUUAUCUGUAACUAAUUGAGUGUCUUUUUCGUCUGAUAACAAGAAAGUAGAGUUGUUUUACAAUAGUUACUUCAUUUCCUUAUUUUGUGGAAUUUAGCACUGAUUUUUUCUUUUAUCAUUGAUGAUAAAUAUAGGCAUUAUUUACAUUAUUGCCAUCAAAUUUGAUAGCUAUUUCCAUCUUUAUAUGAAGAAUAAUGGAUACAUAAGAUUCCGACCAGUAUGUCUAGGUGUAAUAUAAAAUACCUAAAGGUAAUUCCUGUCUGGGGAGUAAUAUAAAAUACUUCUGUAUAAGAGACUUUAGAAUCAUAUAAGAAGCACUUGCAUACCUAUCUGAAGAUAAAGUCAUUCAGAAAAGAGGUGAAACAAGUAUACAACAGGUACUCAGGACUCAUGUUUUAGCACCAUGGGGAUUGCUCGUACUUGAGAACUUGAAAAGAUCCAUCUUCAAAUCCAAAAGCAAAUUGUGGCCAUAUCAAAAUUGAUCCAUCCUCAAUGUUUAAAACUUAAAAUAAGCAAAUUUUGGCAUAAAAAUCAACAUUCAAUGGUAAAGAUGGAAAGAGCAGAAGCAAGGAAAGAAUUGUACGGG